Cucurbitaria berberidis CBS 394.84 is the source of this 831-nucleotide messenger RNA. RefSeq lists its product as uncharacterized. Bases 151 to 603 code for a protein of 150 amino acids. The transcript has a single exon. Lineage: Eukaryota; Fungi; Ascomycota; Dothideomycetes; Pleosporales; Cucurbitariaceae. The record is from RefSeq and is a predicted model, not a curated record.
GAUUCUACAGCGUUUGAUUGUGAUAUUUUGGGACAGCUGCAUCUGGAUACGGAGUUCUUGGUUGGUUAUCUCUCCCUAUCUCAUACCUUAGGGAUCGCCCAAGGGCAAUCCCAUGUCUAUGAACGAUUGAUACGUUAAUGGUUACAUAAAAUGCGUUGGGGCUAUAUGAUCCUCAUCUAUAAGUACGUAGGCUACCGAAUAAAAACUCGCGUCUGUUCACUCGCGAAUGUUCCUCAUUUCUCUUCCUCGUCGGUCCCCCACCAAAGCCACGGCACUUGGGGGGUUACACAGAUUAGCGCCACAUCCCCCAAUCUCCGAAUGAUGACGUGCCGUGAUGCCACCACAAGACAUUCGUCCACACGUCAGGAUAUCUACAUCCACUUGUCCACACCUGUGAGCAGUGCUCGCCGAGGACACCCUCCCACUUCAGUACACCAUCCCAAGGCCGGAUCAGCACUUCCAGACCCAGUCGCGGCCCCAGCCCGCCUGCCCAGCCCGCUCGCUCGAUCGCUGCAGCCGCCGCCGAUCUCCUUGAGCACAGCACCUCACCUGCACCACACCACACCACCGCCCGCUUGUGCGGCGCACGGACCCCUGCACUAAUGAACGUCAUCCACACACACAUCUCAGCCCCAUGCGCUAGCUGAACCCUUUGCCUUCUCAUUGACGCCAUCUCAAGUAGACCACAUUUGACGAUACCAACCAAACACUCCAUUGCUCGCUCGCCGUAUAUGAGUCUCCUUCGCAACUUACUGCGGAGAUUACCCACGCGCACUGCCACGAGAGAAUACGCGCACGUGCACGAUAUUCAGAUCAAGUACGCGAGAGCGC